Exophiala mesophila is the source of this 924-nucleotide messenger RNA. RefSeq lists its product as uncharacterized. Lineage: Eukaryota; Fungi; Ascomycota; Eurotiomycetes; Chaetothyriales; Herpotrichiellaceae. Gene Ontology annotation, molecular function: oxidoreductase activity. The transcript has 8 exons. The coding region runs from base 1 to 924 and encodes 307 amino acids. The record is from RefSeq and is a predicted model, not a curated record.
AUGUCGACACAAGCAUAUAAAUACACAGGUCCGGUGGAUUGCGAUGUAAUCCCGGACAAGACAAAGUGCAGAGGCAAAAGUGUUGUAGUGACUGGAGGCGCACAGGGACUAGGCGAGGCAUAUGUUCGCGAGUUUGUGCAAGCCGGCGCAUUCGUGACAUUCUGUGACAUCAAUGAAGAGAAAGGGGGAACUUUGCAGGAGGAGUUGACGAGGGACAAAGUGUGUUUCGUCAAAUGCGAUACCCGGGUCUGGGAGGAUCAAGUCAAAAUGUUCGAGGCAGCCGUUGCCAUGUCACCUAACAGCAGCGUCGAUAUUGUCAUCGCAAAUGCUGGGGUUGGAAGAGGUGCUGGCGAUCCCAUGAUGCAACUGGAAGACCCCUUUUCCACCCCAACAAAACCAAGCACCCACAUCAUCGACAUCAAUCUGGUUGGAGCCUUGUACACUUUCAAAUGCGCCGUCCAUUAUUUCCGACGUAGUCCCCUGAAUGAGGAUCGAGAUCGUUGCUUCAUCUUCAUCGGCAGCGUCGCGGGUUACGUGGACAAUCUGGGAAGCUGGGAGUACGCGGCAGCCAAGUUUGCCCUCCGAGGCUUUAUGCGUGUUGUUCGUCGGCACUCGCACCAUCAAGGUAUCAGAGUCGCUUAUAUUGCGCCCUGCUGGAUUCGAACCGUUAUCCAAUCCGCCGCAACUUACGAGAGUUUGGCGGCUAAGGGUGUCGAAUUUGCCACCGUAGACAGCUGCGUGGCUGCCAUCAUGAGAGUUUCUUGCGACAAAGAGAUUAAUGGACAUUCAUUUGUCAUUGUUCCAUCUACCCUGGCAAAGGCUGGGUUUUGUGACGCGCAGCAGGACGAUUGGACUGAUCAAGACUUUUGGAUGGAAAAACUGCAGAAGACUGUGUUAAAAGUGAGAGGAGAUGAUUGGAGCUAA